This is a messenger RNA of Penicillium egyptiacum, 1113 nucleotides long. The record is from the annotation of a GenBank genome assembly. Lineage: Eukaryota; Fungi; Ascomycota; Eurotiomycetes; Eurotiales; Aspergillaceae.
AUGUCUCCUCCAAUUGCAAUCGACCAUGCAGACGCCCCGAAGUCGUCGCUCAAGACUUCGCAGCAACAACCCGGCCACGCGGUUACUCCAACCCAAUUUGAUCCCGCCAAGCAUUUGGCGUUCUCGCCGCCAUCGACCGUCCUGGGGAUGGAGGACUUGGGUUUGAAACCCACAGCGUUAUCGUCAGUAGCGUCAACGGAACCAUUUCCUCUCCUCUCACACGAGGCAGUCCUCCAGCACCGACGGGAGCUCUUCAGUCAAGAUGUUCUUGACAGCUGUCUUCAUCACACGCGGCCUGGAUCUGUCCAGCUACGCGGGAUGGCGCCGCGCUAUGCCCCCUUCAUCCAUCAAUUCUGGCGCUCGCCCGAGGUGCUCAGGAUCAUCAGCGACAUUGCCGGCGUGGAGCUCGUGCCCGCCCUGGACUAUGAAAUCAGUCAUACAAAUGUCCAACUUGGGCCCAAUGGUCUUGACGAUGUUAGAAAUACACCAGUUGAGCCGCCUGUUGCGACCGAGGAGGCGAUCCGGAAUUUUGAGGAAGAGAAAUCGAAGAAGCAGGAGGUCACCGAUCAGACAAAGCCAAUUAUUGAAUGGCACAAGGACUCGCAUCCGUUCGUCUCCGUUGUCAUGUUGUCGGACGCGAGACACAUGACUGGAGGUGAAACCGAGUUGAUGAAGGGGGACGGAACCACCUUGAAGGUGAAGGCUCCACAGAUGGGCUGCGCCGUGCUCCUCCAAGGACGAUACAUCACCCAUACAGCGGCGCCCGUGACCAACAUGCCCGAACGUGUCACAAUUGUGACCUCGUUCCGACCAAAGGACGCCACUCUUCUAGACGAGACGACAAAUGCUAACGUCAGAAACAAAUCGCAUCUCUCGGAAUUGUACUAUCAGUGGACGACGUACCGUUUAGAUGUGUUGGCUGAACGUGCUCGGAUCGUUGCCGACGCGCUGCGCAAGCGAUACAAAGAGAAUGUCAAGAACUCGGAUCCGGAGGGGAAGAGUGGCCUGUGUCGAGCUGAGACAGUCAAUGUUGCUGAUAUGCGUAAGUGGGCGGAUGAACAGAUCAGAUACAUCCAGCAGACCCUGUACGAGAUGAGACCGCUUGCACAGUAG